UCUCACUACACGUGCCAGGCACGAUCCAGUCACGGUCAAGUCACGAUCGCAAUUUUUAUAAUGCAUUCACACUGUCCGGUCAAUAGUACGGUCGAAAUCUCCAGACAGUCAUGUUUUCGCGAAAUACAUUAAUGAAAAUAGCCAUUGUUUUGGAUGAGGAAGAACAAAUCUCACUUCCCAAAGCUCGACGAUAUUGGGUGCAUCCUAUCCUAAGGCAGCGCAAGAGAAAAGGAGAGUUUUCUACUCUAUAUAAAGAGUUGAUUGAUGAUGAAACAAAAUUCCACAGAUAUUUUAGGAUGUCCCCUAACGAAUUUCACCAAUUACAUGAAAUUUUAAAAAGUGAUUUGACCAAGCAGAACACCACGUUUCGGGAGUCUAUUUCCUCUUUGGAGAAACUUGCUGUUUGUCUAAGAUUUCUUGCAACCGGUGAUUCAUUCCAGACCAUCUCAUUUAGUUACCGCCUUGGUCAUUCCACUGUUCAUGCAAUUGUACAAGAAGUGUGCAAUGCAGUAAUCCGUAAAUUAUUGGCUGUAUGCAUACCAACACCGCGUAGAAAAGACUGGGAGAAGAUUGCUGAACAGUUUUGGACUACAUGGAAUUUCCCCAAUUGUCUUGGGGCACUGGAUGGCAAACAUAUAGAAAUAACAGCUCCUUCUAACAGCGGAUCGAACUAUUUCAAUUAUAAGAAAACCUUUUCGGUAGUACUACUAGCAUUGGUCGAUGCCGAUUAUAAAUUCAUAGCGGUAGAUAUUGGCUCUUAUGGGAAAAACAGUGAUGGUGGUAUUUUUUCUACAUCGAGAUUGGGGAAAUCAUUGAAUAAUGGCACUUUGGACAUUCCGGACUGUAAAAACUUACCUGGAACGAAUAUUGAAGCACCGUACGUUAUUGUAGGCGAUUCAGCAUUUCCCUUAAAAGCAAAUUUAUUGAGACCGUAUCCAGAGUUACAAGUUCAAGGAGAUGUGGAAAAACGAAUUUUCAAUUACCGUCUUUGUCGUGCUAGGCGUGUUGUAGAAAAUGCCUUUGGUAUUUUAGCACAAAGAUUUAGACUGUAUUUUAGAAAAAUUAACUCGAAACCCAAUUAUAUAGAAAAUAUUAUCCUAACCACAUGUAUUUUGCAUAAUUUUUUGCGCAACGGUACUUCAGUUUUGUCAGAAAGCUCUUCUUCAAGUGAACAGAAUCAACCUAUUUUUAUGGCAUUGCCUGGUAUUGGUAACAAUGCCCGACUAGAGGCAUUUCAAGACAGAGAAAAAUUUACUGCCUUCUUCAACUCUGAAGUGGGUUCGGUGUCAUGGCAAAAUGAUAAAAUAUAACAUAUAAUGUGUAAUAUUGUACGUAGCUAUUUAAUAAUAAAUUCAAAAAUUUGUUUAUAUG
Messenger RNA from Leptinotarsa decemlineata (Colorado potato beetle), 1371 nucleotides. RefSeq lists its product as uncharacterized. Lineage: Eukaryota; Metazoa; Arthropoda; Insecta; Coleoptera; Chrysomelidae. The record is from RefSeq and is a predicted model, not a curated record.